GCUGGUCCUACACGCGUUGCUCUCGCUGUUGGAACAGAUCCAAAAGCGUGGAGUUACCGAUAUAUGUUCGAAAGGCUGGGUAGCAAAGGCGAAGCUCUGGACGAUCGUAUCGAUGCCAUGGCAUCCAUCAUCCUAGAGACCUACGACCUCUCUGCCAACGAUAUAGCCGAUGCUGCACAAGCGUCUCAAGAUUCAGUCUACGUCAUUGGCCGUUUGGCACCAGCGCUUUCUGCUCCCGCUGGGACUGCUAGCGAGCGCGGUUUCCCGAGGUUGACCAGCGGAAACGUGGUGCUUGAGUCGAGCAGACUAGUCGGAGCUGGAAGCAGGACUCCGCUCGUCUUCCCGCCCAGCUGUACAAUCAGGACAACACCUGGAUGCGACCCGAGGACAGAACCCAGAACCGGCGUCUUUCCUGGCAUGAUCGUGGGACUGUAUGGCAAGAAUGGAGGUGCUGGAAAAUUCGUGGUCGAAGAAAUUUUGCUACCACCCCCACUACCCCACGCUUCGACAUCGGCCGAGGAGCUACAGACGCAUCAUCACGCCCCUGGCAGGAUGGCUUCUACUCCUCUUUCCAUCGUCGUUGCUUCGGGACCUUUCAGUAUCGAUUCCGACUUGCUCUUUGAGCCGUGGCAUCGACUGAUGGACAGCGUGGAGCAAAGCCGCCCAGACGUUCUUUUGCUUUUGGGGCCAUUCAUACCUAUCAGCCACCCGGCAUUGACCGCACCGGGUCAAGAUCAACUUCCUGCGGACGUUUUCAAGCAGCACAUCUCUGCGCGCCUGGCUAGAUUGGAGCAGACCGCGCCAAGGACGACCGCCAUCCUCAUACCUUCUACCAAGGACGCUGUGACUGCUCAUGCAGCGUGGCCCCAGCCUAUGCUUGAUAAGAAAGACGCAAGUUUGGGAAUACCGAAACGUGUCAAGUGCUUGCCGAAUCCGAGCAUGUUCAGCGUCAAUGAGGUGGUCUUCGGCGUCACGACGGGCGACGUGCUGAGAGAUCUUGGAAAGGAGGAGACUUGCGUUGACGUCCGGUUACCUUAUGCAGCGCUAGAAGCGCUGAAAAGAAACAAAGACGGUGACGCUGCCAGGGAAGAUCCACUCGCCAGGUCUUGUAGACACGUAUUGGGUCAGCGCAGCUUCUAUCCAAUCUUCCCAGCUUCCUGUGCGACAGGACAUCCCCUUGAUGUGACGCACAGUGCCUUGUCGCACUUCCAGACCAUCACUCCGGAUGUGCUGCUCCUGCCAUCCAUCAUGCGCCCCUUUGCGCGGGUCAUCGACUCUACAGUGAUCGUCAAUCCGGGAGCAUCGGCUCGAGGCAAGGCUAGCAUCAAUGCGACACAGCACGCUGCGUCUCCUGCU
Ceraceosorus guamensis is the source of this 1356-nucleotide messenger RNA. RefSeq lists its product as hypothetical. The record is from RefSeq and is a predicted model, not a curated record. Gene Ontology annotation, cellular component: alpha DNA polymerase:primase complex. Gene Ontology annotation, molecular function: DNA binding. Gene Ontology annotation, biological process: DNA replication; DNA replication initiation. The transcript is spliced from 7 exons. Lineage: Eukaryota; Fungi; Basidiomycota; Exobasidiomycetes; Ceraceosorales; Ceraceosoraceae. The annotation marks the transcript as partial.